AGCUGGCGAUAGUCGCGUUUUUGCCCAUCACUAGAGCCAACAUCCAAAACAAAUUUGUUGUUUUUAUACCCAAAUCUUCAUCUGCAUCGGCUAUUCGGCAACAAUGAAUGCGAAUGCAGCGGAUGUAGUGAAACUGAAAUGCAGAACAUGCCUGGGAGAGUGCGAAGAGGAUACCAUGACGUCUCUGUUUGAAGUGGACGAGUUGGACGGCGGAAGUGAAGAUCUCAGCGACAAGUUUCAGCUCUGUUGUGGAAUUAAGGUUCGCAGCUCUCCUCGACUACCAGGAAAGGUGUGCAGCAAGUGCCGUGACUUCGUUCAGAUGUGGUUCAGCUUUCGCCAAAUGGUUCUAAAUUCCCAAGUUUAUUUGGAGACUUGCUCGUCGGAUGGGGAGCAGACCGAGGAGUUCAAGGAAGCCAACAAUAGCGAGUUUAUGGACUAUAUGUACCAGGACCUACAAGAAAAUUGUGUCCUUGAAAGUGAGUACCCGGAUGACAGCCCCCAGGAGGAAAUUGAGGACAUAACUGCCCAGUAUCAAGAGAUUCUCGACGGUUUUAACUAUGUCACGGAUACUGGGGAGCUGGUGAACGAUGAGCUAGAAACGGGUGCCGAUGACCAAGCCAAGGAACUGACUCCUGAACUGUUGGUUGUAAAUGUUCAGCCAUUUGAAGCUGAUGAAACCAUCGAGGCCGAAUUAGUUGAGGAGUCUGUCAUGGUGAAGGAGGACUACUGCGAUGAUGAUGAUUUUGCGGGGAGUAACACAGACUUCCUGUCGCCCACACCGUCGCCAGAACCGAAUCCCAGCACUGAGAGCAAACGCAGGCCAGGCAGGCCCCGCAAGCCAGACAAUGAACUGAAAUGCAAGCGCAAGAUCAAAACUCCUGGACAGCCCGCAACAGAGCUUAAAAGCGCGCCCUCGAAAUUCAUGUGCAAUAUGUGUGGCAAUGUCUAUACAAAGAAGUCCACGUUUACCUCACACAUGAUGACCCACGUCGACUACAAGCCCCACCAGUGCGAAAUCUGCGACAAAGCCUUCCGUCAGAUGGGAGAGCUGCGUGCCCACAUUCGUCGGCACACGGGCGAGCGCCCGUACAAGUGUAUGUAUUGCGAGCGACACUUUUACGACCGCAGCGAAAGGGUGCGCCACGAGAGAGUCCACACCAACACGCGCCCUUACGAGUGCAAGGAGUGCGGCAAGGCCUUUACGCACACAGCCAUCCUCAAGAACCACAGUCUGGUGCAUUCCGGCGAAAAGAACUACAAUUGCGCCGUAUGCUCCAAGUCAUUCACCCUGAUGCACCAGCUGAAGGCCCACCAACAGACAAUAGUCCACAGAACCAUGGUAGAGCAGGCCAUGGCAAAUUCCACGGCCUACACAUAGCAUUAGACAUUUCUUAAGGUAGAUUAAUGCAAUACAUAAGCUAGACUAAUAGGA
Molecule: messenger RNA, 1432 nt
Organism: Drosophila subobscura
Lineage: Eukaryota; Metazoa; Arthropoda; Insecta; Diptera; Drosophilidae
Product: zinc finger protein 771
Exons: 4
Coding region: 104-1378 (424 amino acids)
Biological process (GO): regulation of transcription by RNA polymerase II
Cellular component (GO): nucleus
Molecular function (GO): DNA-binding transcription factor activity; zinc ion binding; RNA polymerase II cis-regulatory region sequence-specific DNA binding
Source: RefSeq, a predicted model, not a curated record